Molecule: messenger RNA, 1256 nt
Organism: Drosophila innubila
Lineage: Eukaryota; Metazoa; Arthropoda; Insecta; Diptera; Drosophilidae
Product: zinc finger protein 98-like
Exons: 2
Coding region: 249-1001 (250 amino acids)
Cellular component (GO): nucleus
Source: RefSeq, a predicted model, not a curated record
GCAAUCGAGUUAAAUACUGUUGUACUGUGGAGUAAACAAUUUUGUUACCUGUGAUUAAAUUUUUAAAUUAAGAGCUAUUAUGAAACCAGUGUGUCGGGUUUGCAUGAGCAGCUUCGUCACCCUUGUGGAGCUAUUCUCCCAGCAACCACAGUCAGCGGAGGAACCCAGUCUGGUGGAAAUGCUAACCGAGUGCGUCGAUUGCGAGAUUUAAGAGAAAAUGCGAGCAGAGUCACAAGAGAUUAUGGGAAAUGCAUUGCGAAGAGAAAGCCAUCAACGAUUCUCAACCCCUAGACUUGGAUCUUGUGAAAAUAGAGAAGCCAGAGACUCCAGAUGAAGAGUGCGAAGAAUCCCAAGGAAAAUCAAUUAUAAGUUUGGGUUCGAUAAUGAGCAUUAAUAAGCCCGUUGAUGCCAUGGACUGCAUGGAUGAGAUUGCCGUCAAGGGACUCUCAGCUAGAACUUUUCUUAGUGAUCCUGCGGAAUCUCCUAAUGCGGAUAACAGUGCAUUCAAAUGUCCCCAUUGCCCGAAGUCCUUUAACCAGCGCUUGAGUCUACAGGGACACAUACGGGUUCACGGCAGGAAUCCUUACAAGUGUAAGCACUGUUCUGCCGCCUUCGCCCAAAGAGAUCAACUUGAGGAACAUAACUUGCGAAUUCACAACCUGGAAUUUCCAUACAAGUGUUCUAAAUGCCCAAAAUCUUUUAGCACAAGUACCAAUUUUCAGUUGCAUCUGCGGGUACAUUCCUUGGAUCGUACAUUCGUUUGUCCACAUUGCACAAAGGGAUUCCACCUGCUCGCCAGUCUGCAGAAACAUAUUCAUAUUCAUUCGCCUCACAAGUGUCCACAUUGCCCGAAAACCUUUGAGCGGAAACAGGAUGUCAAUUAUCACAUCCUUGUGCAUACCGGCGAACGUCCUCACAAGUGUCCCCACUGCUCGAAGGCCUUUAAGAAAAAACAACAUAAGGAGUACCAUAUGCUCACACACAAAGGACAAGAUCUAUAACUAUACGGUUUACAUAAGGAUUAUCACUUUAAAAGCUGUUGUAGUAUACGUAGAAGUAUUAAUAAAGAAUAUAUGUAGUUAUUGAUUAAAAACAAUUGAAUUUCAAAAAAAAAAAUGUACCAAAUUUUCAAAAUGUACCUUUUGUUAGUACAUUUGUACCAAAUGUGGCAAUCGACCUCAAGAGUUUAUCGAGCUAAUCGCCAAAAUGUAUUUUACAAUAAAAAGACACAGCUAUCGAUGUUACAAGUAUAAAAA